Molecule: messenger RNA, 1183 nt
Organism: Vicia villosa (hairy vetch)
Lineage: Eukaryota; Viridiplantae; Streptophyta; Magnoliopsida; Fabales; Fabaceae
Product: chloroplastic group IIB intron splicing facilitator CRS2-B, chloroplastic-like
Exons: 8
Coding region: 277-1092 (271 amino acids)
Molecular function (GO): peptidyl-tRNA hydrolase activity
Source: RefSeq, a predicted model, not a curated record
UUACGUGAGAGAUUUUUAUCAAGGUCUCUCCCCCUACACCGGCCAGGAGGGGGGGUUUUGGUAGAUUGUUCUACUUGUACCAUUAAUCUUGCAAUUUUAAAAUUAAAAACGAUAAACCAAAACAGAGAAAAAAAUAUCUGCAAGUCCCCUCCAAACACUACUCUCUUUUACUUUAAAAAAAACACUUCUCUCUGUCUUCUCCACUCACUCGGAGUAACCCGCAAGCUGUUCAGAAGACUGUCUUUUCCUUCCUAUUUUCCAAUUCAUGCUCUAUAAAUGUUUCAUCUCGCGUCUUCCCCAUUCUUAUCCUUAACCUAUCCGAAAAACCACCUUCACAGUCCUCGUAAUUCAACAAAAUCUUCAGUCAAAACAUUAUCCUUAACCUAUCCGAAAAACCACCUUCACAGUCCUCGUAAUCCAACAAAAUCUUCAGUCAAAACAUCCUUCUCCGUACGUUGUUCGGUGCCACACUCAAAUAAUGAACCUAUAGUGGAAUAUACUCCUUGGCUCAUCGUUGGUUUGGGUAACCCUGGAAACAAAUACCAUGGCACAAGACACAAUGUUGGAUUUGAAAUGAUUGAUAGUAUUUCUCGAAAUGAAGGGAUUCUGAUGAAUACAAUACAGUCAAAAGCCUUGAUUGGAUUAGGUUCCAUAGGAGAAGUGCCUGUUUUGUUGGCAAAGCCUCAAACUUAUAUGAAUUUUAGCGGCGAAUCGGUUGGACCGCUUGCUGCAUAUUAUCGAGUGCCCUUGCGCCAUAUUCUAUUGGUUUAUGAUGAAACUAGUCUUCCAAAUGGUGUUUUGAAGCUUUCACCUAAAGGUGGACAUGGGCAUCACAAUGGGUUGAUGAAUGUGAUAGGCCAUUUGGAUGGUUCCCGUGAUUUUCCUCGAUUUGCAAUCGGAAUUGGAAGUCCUCCUGGAACUAUGGACUUAAGAGCGUUUCUUCUACAAAAGUUCAGUUCGGUGGAAAGAAAGCAGGUUGACGAGUCAUUGGAGCAAGGAGUUCAAGCUGUUAGGACCUUAGUGUUGAAUGGGUUCAAGCAUCAAGUGAAUAGAUUCAACAUAGGGCAAAAAUACAAGUACAAUAAAGUUUAAUGUUUUUCAAAUGUACCUCUAGUUUUUGGUUAUAGAUGAAAUGGUUACCUCCUUGUGUGCUAGCAUUUUUGACAGAAAAGCCUUUACCUAA